Rhincodon typus (whale shark) is the source of this 579-nucleotide messenger RNA. Its product is annotated as lens fiber membrane intrinsic protein-like. Gene Ontology annotation, molecular function: structural constituent of eye lens. The coding region runs from base 31 to 579 and encodes 182 amino acids. The record is from RefSeq and is a predicted model, not a curated record. The transcript has 4 exons. NCBI's taxonomy places the organism in Eukaryota, Metazoa, Chordata, Chondrichthyes, Orectolobiformes, Rhincodontidae. Gene Ontology annotation, cellular component: plasma membrane.
AACAGCCUGGAUACUGUCCAGCUUGCAGACAUGUACAGUUUCAUGGGUGGCGGCCUAUUCUGUGCGUUCAUGGGGAACGUCCUGCUGGUAGUGUCGACGGCAACCGACUACUGGAUGCAGUACCGCCUGUCAGGCAGCUUUGCCCACCAGGGCCUCUGGAGAUACUGCAUUGCAAACAAGUGCUACAUCCAAACAGACAGCAUCGCCUAUUGGAAUGCGACCAGGGCGUUUAUGAUCCUGGCUGCGAUGUCGUGUUUCGCCGGUCUGAUUGCGGGAGCUCUCGCCUUCGCUCAAUUCAGCUUCUUUGAGAGGUUUAACCACACGCUUGCUGCUGGAAUCCUGUUCCUCAUCUCAAUGUUCCUGCUGCUCAUCGCGAUGGCUGUCUACACGGGAGUAACUGUUAACUUCCUUGGCAAGCGGUUUGGGGACUGGCGAUUCUCCUGGUCCUACAUCCUAGGCUGGGUGGCAAUGUUUCUCACCUUCUUUGCAGACUGGCUGGAUCUCAAACGGCCCUGUUGGAGGGAUGACGCCAAGGCUGAGAGAGGUGCGGAGGAGAGUCACCAGAACGGUCCCUGUUGA